GUCCCGGGGUGGGGGACCUGAAAGUUUUACCCUAACUGUUCUGGAAGAGGAGUAAUUAGUCCAAGAAACAUAUUCAUUUUUCUGGAUAUGCCACAAAAGGAUCCAUGCCAGAAACAAGCCUGUGAAAUACAGAAAUGUUUACAAGCCAACAACUAUAUGGAAUCGAAGUGUCAGGCUGUCAUCCAAGAACUUCGUAAGUGUUGUGCUCGAUAUCCCAAGGGAAGAUCUCUUGUCUGCUCAGGAUUAGAGAAGGAAGAAGAAAACCUGACAUUGAUGUCUGGAUCCAAGUAAAGUUGUGCUGAGAAGUUAAAUUCUGCUUCAUGUUUCCCUCAAGUGUGUUUUAUUUACUACCCCUUCUUCAAGCCAGGUAGCAGCAAACAGCAAAUGAAAAAAUUAAUUAUAAGAGUUAGCAAAUAUGCCAUCUAUGCAAAAUAGACCAAAAUAACCUGUUAGAAAAUAAAUAUGUAUAAUGUAAAAUGGAACUGCUAAAAUAAACCUGUUUUACAU
This is a messenger RNA of Microtus ochrogaster (prairie vole), 507 nucleotides long. It is a transcript of the gene Cmc4, whose product is annotated as C-X9-C motif containing 4. Gene Ontology annotation, cellular component: mitochondrial intermembrane space. Lineage: Eukaryota; Metazoa; Chordata; Mammalia; Rodentia; Cricetidae. The record is from RefSeq and is a predicted model, not a curated record.